ACAGCUCCAAUUCAUAUUCUUCUCCUAAUCGUCUCGUCUCGAAAGAGUGAAAUUUUUUCAGAGAUGGCUUCGUCUGCUUUAAUUAGCGAUACUGAGUCCUGGAAUGAUUUGCGAGCUCAUGUUGAAGAAAUUAACAAAACUCAUUUGCGUGAUUUGAUGAAUAACAAUAAUCGAUGCCAAUCAAUGAUGGUGGAGUUUGAUGGGAUUCUGAUCGAUUACUCGAGACAAAGAGCCACCCUUGAUACAUUGAAUAAGCUCUUCAGUUUAGCUGAGGCAGCACGCGUUAAGGAGAAGAUCAUUCGGAUGUUCAAUGGAGAGCAUAUAAAUAGCACAGAAAACAGAUCCGUUCUUCAUGUUGCACUGCGUGCUCCAAGGGAUGCAGUCAUAAAUAGUGACGGGAAGAAUGUUGUCCCUGAGGUUUGGCACGUACUUGAUAAGAUUCGAGACUUCUCUGAGAGGGUUCGCAGUGGUGCCUGGGUUGGAGCCACAGGAAAAACACUGAAAGAUGUUGUAGCUGUUGGUAUAGGUGGCAGUUUCUUAGGCCCUUUGUUCGUACACACAGCACUUCAAACAGAAGCAGAGGCUAGUGAGUGUGCAAGAGGGCGCCAGUUGCGAUUUCUCGCAAAUGUUGAUCCCAUUGAUGUAGCCCGAAAUAUAACAGGCUUGAAUCCUGAAACAACUCUAGUUGUGGUGGUCUCGAAGACUUUUACUACUGCCGAGACAAUGCUAAAUGCCCGUACAAUGAGGGAAUGGAUCUCCUCUGCAUUAGGACCCCUGGCAGUUGCAAAGCAUAUGGUUGCAGUUAGUACCAAUCUUAAGCUCGUAGAACAAUUUGGCAUCGAUCCAAAUAAUGCAUUCGCUUUCUGGGACUGGGUAGGAGGUCGAUAUAGUGUCUGCAGCGCAGUUGGAGUAUUGCCUCUUUCUCUGCAAUAUGGAUUUUCCAUUGUUGAGAAAUUUCUGAAGGGAGCUUCGAGUGUUGAUCAGCAUUUCCUCUCAGCACCAUUUGAGAAAAAUAUACCUGUGCUUUUAGGCUUGCUGAGUGUGUGGAAUGUUUCAUUCCUUGGAUAUCCAGCAAGAGCAAUAUUACCCUAUUCUCAAGCACUGGAGAAGUUGGCACCUCAUAUUCAACAGGUCAGUAUGGAGAGUAAUGGGAAAGGGGUGUCUAUUGAUGGUGUCCCUCUUCCUUACCAGACUGGUGAAAUUGACUUUGGUGAACCAGGGACGAAUGGCCAACACAGCUUUUACCAAUUAAUUCACCAGGGUCGUGUUAUUCCUUGUGAUUUUAUUGGUGUUGUUAAGAGUCAGCAACCUAUUUACCUGAAAGAUGAAGUGGUGAAUAACCAUGAUGAGCUCAUGUCGAACUUCUUUGCGCAGCCAGAUGCCCUUGCUUAUGGGAAGACACCAGAGCAGUUGCAAAAGGAGAAUAUUCCUGAGCAUCUUGUUUCUCAUAAGACAUUUUCUGGAAAUCGACCUUCUCUAAGUAUACUACUUCCAUCAUUGAAUGCUUACAACAUCGGACAGUUACUGGCCAUCUACGAGCACAGAGUUGCAGUCCAAGGGUUUGUAUGGUGUAUCAAUUCUUUUGAUCAGUGGGGUGUGGAGCUAGGAAAGUCUCUAGCGACUCAAGUUAGAAAGCAACUUCAUGCAUCUCGUAAGAAAGGAGAAUCAGUUGAAGGCUUCAAUUUCAGCACCAAAACGUUGAUAACAAGAUAUCUCGAGGCAAGUGCUGAUGUUCCUUCUGAUCCUUCAACUCUUCUACCAAACAUAUGAGGAAUGUUAAGAAUGGGGUUUGAUGACCACGGUUUAACGGAGGCCUCAACUUCACUACCAAGCAAAAUGAACAAAUUUUAAUCAAUCAGUUUUGAAGUUUACAUAAAAGUUUUGGUGUUGUAUGGCCACUCAUCUUGGCAAACAUAUCGCUGCAGUUGUAUCAAUAAAAUUCAAAGCAUUUAUUUGUGGUUUCA
Molecule: messenger RNA, 1964 nt
Organism: Solanum tuberosum (potato)
Lineage: Eukaryota; Viridiplantae; Streptophyta; Magnoliopsida; Solanales; Solanaceae
Gene: GPI
Product: glucose-6-phosphate isomerase
Biological process (GO): gluconeogenesis; glycolytic process; glucose 6-phosphate metabolic process
Cellular component (GO): cytosol
Molecular function (GO): carbohydrate derivative binding; monosaccharide binding; glucose-6-phosphate isomerase activity
Source: RefSeq, marked provisional